AUGGGUGACAUAAGUGAGCGGUGGGCAUUGGAUGGUUCUAGGGUUAGGGUAAAAUUCGUGACACCUGACUCGGACGCCUUCUCAGCAAGUAUGAACGCAGAUGUCGACAACUAUCUGUCACAACAUCUUCCAACAAGGGCGCUCAGUAUUGUUCAGUCAUCACAAACAGUUGAUAGGAAACUCAAAGAGUGGUCAUUAUAUAGAGCUGUCGACAUUCAGAAAGAUAUAUUACAGGACCAUAGAGUUCGCCUACCAUAUAAGAGUGCUUGGAUGGGUAAGGAGAUUGCACAGGCCGCCAUUCAUGGUAAGGAGGUUGGUAGUUACGAUUUGCUUCUAUGGUAUGCGGAGGAAGUGGCUGAGAUGAAUCCUUGCAGUUUUUUGGGAUGCAGGCCAUUACUUUUUGUUGACGGAACUCGCUUGCUUGGCAAGUACGGCGGGAUUCUGUUAGGUGCAACUAUCAAAGAUGGUAAUGAGGGUAUCUUCCAUGUAGCAUUUGCAAUAGUUGACAAUAAAACAGAUGAUAAUUGGACUUGGUUUCUUGCUACCCUCGGGGAGGCAUUGUACAUUGAAGAUGAUUACGAGAAAGUUAUUACAUUCAUCUCGGAUCGGUCGAAAGGUCUUGUUAACGUAGUGUCGCAUGUGUUCCCAUUAUCACCGCAUGGUUAUUGUCUGCGCUAUUUGGAAGCCAACUUUAUGAAGGCCAACGGCAGCCUUGGGAAAUCAUUGGAAGAACAAUGCUGGGUAGUAAUCGUGAAAAUUGCAUACGCGUACACGUCUAAAGAGUUCAAUGAUGCAUGGUGCGAGAUGUAUUACAAUGUAGCGGAGUCUUUCAAUGCCUGGAUCAAAGAGGCAAGGCAUCUGCCGGUAACAAGUAUGGUCGAUACUAUAAGGUUUAAACUUAUCAACAUGCUUACUAAGCGACGCGAAGUAUCUACCAUGUGGGACACAUACCUUUGCCCUGAGAUUUGCCAGAAGGUUGAACAAAUCGUCGAAAGCAGUCGGUUCUCGAGGGUGGGUGGAUCAAGCGAUGACACUUACAAAGUGAUUGAUGAUCACAAUAGUGGUGUCAACCUACGCGUACGGAAAUGUUCCUGUAGGAGAUGGGAAGUACAUGGACUCCUGUGCAAGGAUGCAGCUGCUGCGAUUAUGCAAACAGACACAAAUGUGAACUGCUAUAUCGACAAAUAUUUUACAGUCGAAUCGUAUCAUCGUGCAUAUGCCGAACUAAUAUACUCAAUCCCUGACAGUGACAAGCCAUCGGAUGGCUCCCGCUAA
Dioscorea cayenensis subsp. rotundata (Guinea yam) is the source of this 1275-nucleotide messenger RNA. RefSeq lists its product as uncharacterized. The coding region runs from base 1 to 1275 and encodes 424 amino acids. Gene Ontology annotation, molecular function: zinc ion binding. The record is from RefSeq and is a predicted model, not a curated record. NCBI's taxonomy places the organism in Eukaryota, Viridiplantae, Streptophyta, Magnoliopsida, Dioscoreales, Dioscoreaceae. The transcript has 6 exons.